UCACUUUUCCAAUCGCACAGAUCUAAAUUAAUCAUUUCUCCAUGUCGUUAUUCUACGAUUUGUGAAGAAAAAAUGGCUCGGCUUCUUGUCUUCAACUUUGGAAUUGUGCUUUUAUCCCAGUGUAUCUUGGAUAUUCAGUGCACUGACAAAAUCUUCAUAACAGACGUGAUUCAUGGCAAGGUCUUCGUCGGCGAGAACACUGGCCCAUAUUUCUAUGGGGAGGACAUCGAGGAAAUCGACCUGGCAGGCGUUGAGGCUCCCGUAGGCAUUGACUACGAUUAUCGAACCAACAGGAUAUAUUGGACUGAUGAGGAGACUAAAAGAAUCAGUCGGGCUUUCAUCGAUGGGUCGGGGCAAGAAAUAAUAGUUAACGAAAACCAAGGCAUUGGAACCCCAGAAGGGAUAGUCUUAGAUCUAGCGGCGAGCCGAUUGUAUUGGACGGAUAUACUGCUAGAACGUAUUACGAGUGCUAGUCUGGACGGGAGUAACCGCCGAACUAUUAUAAGUAGUGGUCUUUAUCUCCCAUGGAGCAUAACCAUUUCUCAAAAAAGAGGAAAACUGUAUUGGUGUGACGAAGGUCUGACAACUGGAAAGAUUGAAAUGUCAAACAAAGAUGGUUCCGAUCGGAGAAAGUUGAUUACAGCAUCCCUUACACAACCUUACGGAGUGGCCCUUGAUUCACAAGAACAACGCUUGUACUGGACGGAAGGUUUUCAUGAUGUCAUAGAGUCGAUCGAUCUCGAUGACUUAUCCGACCGGAGAGAUCACGUUUACGCCGUAAGUGGGGACUUAACCCUCUUUGGCAUCUCACUCUAUUUCAACUCAAUCUACUUUACCGACUUCUCGUCGCGAGGUCUUCAUGCGUCUGAAAUCGGGGUUGAGGAUAUCAGGGAGGUUACUGGAUUUACAGAAGGGUCACCUACACAUGUCAAGAUCUAUGCAGACUUAACCUGUGAUACACCCUGCAUUGGUAACAGUCGAUGUCAGUUGAUCGCGUAUGAUACUCCAGAAUGCGUUUGCAUAGUUGGAUGGGAGGGGUUCAACUGUCUCACACGUGUUACGUGUACCCUGCCAGACCCCCCGUCAAUGGCCUCAUUCGUCAACCCUAGCGACAGCUACUCAUCAAGUACUACAGUGACAGUCGUGUGUGACAAUGGCAAUGACCAAGUUGAGUGGAUCUGUAACGGUUAUACGGGGGAUUUUGAUCGUGAACCAAUCGAUUGCAGCUCUCCAGAAGCAGCAGGACCAUCGACUGCAUUAAUCGGCGGGAUUAUUGGCGGAGUAGUGCUCUUGGUGUUGAUUUGCGUCAUUGUCUACUGUGCGACGCGCAAGCCCCAAAGAACUCCGGCGGCCCCCGCCCAGACUUCUGCUGGCCCAACACUCGUCUACACUGUGAGGGCCCAACAACAGGUUUUCACAGCCGAGCGCCCUGCUGUUAAUGAGAUAUCCAAUAUCAACCAGGUUUCCCCCAUGAACAUGAUGAACCCUUCCGGUUCAUCAGUUGCUACGUCGGGCAUGGAAGAUAAGAAGCAGACGGAACAUGAAUACAUGUCGACGAUGGAUAUGCGAGCCGCAAUGCCCCCUCCCUACACAUCUAAUCGCGAGUACUAAUGGUGGGGCGGAGUAAUUUCGUUUGGCUCCUUUGAAAUGUAGAAUGGUUUGUGUUCGUGUUUGACUUUGAAAAAAAAAAUACUCGAUCAAAUCGUAUUAUAAAGAGUUAAUGCAAACUAAUUUGCGAAUAACGGAAAUUCAUUAUUAAAUUAACUGAGCAAAAAUAUAAAUUAACGAUACAAUAACUGAAACUGAGAUAAUUCAGAGAUAUGAAAUAGACAUCCACAUAAUACAGAAACACAUAAACAUAUUUGUAGACGUUAGAGAUCGACAUGAUCUCGAGGAACAAACAGAUGGUCAGCCUAUACUAACAUUUGGUUUCUUUGACAAAGAAAUAUGUAAAACCACAGAGACGGCAUAUAUUUUUAUGUCUCUAUGGCAAAAACCAAUCAAUCUGAUAUCUCAUUUGAUAUGAGGGCACCUGAAAAGUUUAGAAUUUCCUCCGGGUGUACUGUACGUAAGCUUUAAGGCCCCCUCACACCUAACCGAAUUGCCUGAAAUAUGCCUUGCGAUGGCUGGCGAAAGGCAUUUUUCAAAAAUCGUUUUCAAUGGUAACUGAUAGUAAAUCAUAUUUACCCUUCGUGUUUGGGUUCGUACAUCUUCUGAACUAACAGCUGCGAUUAUUCAAAUUCGCGCGGAAAUUUUGAUCAUGUUCAAAAUUUCCCGACGAAUUGAAAAAUCGUUGGUCAUCUGUUUGAAUUCGCAUCUCUUAUAUAGUCUGCGGUAAUCGUUCGUUUAUCGUUCGUGUGUUUUUGUCGCUCAUCGUCCCUCUUCGCGCUUUUGCCAAAGUGGCCCGAUCUCGAAAGAACCCGUAACGAAGCAACACGAUGACACAACGAACAAGAUUGCCUGAUAUAUUCCCUCGCCUUCGUUUCUAAUCGCACGCAAUGUCAAACCAUUGCUCAUUGUACCUUCGUCUUAUUUGGUUAUAUCAACCCUUCGCUCGCCUUCGGCCGCAAUUUUCUCAAAGAGGUGAGCCGAAAAAUCGAUAUCCUUUGCAUGACAUAUUUAUCCUUCGCUGUACCGCUCGUUGAUAAAAUGUGACAAUUGUUACUGAUUGCAUGAUUUGACGGAAAUUUUAUUUGAAUUCGUUGAAUUCGCGUGCAUUUCGUUCAUAUUUCCCUUUCGUCACCCUUCGUCCGCCUACAUUCGGUCAGGUGUGAGGGGGCUUUUAGGUCAAACUGUUAAUAAGCAACAAAUCAAUAUUGUGAUGGUGUUUUUAAUCAAGAGUAAAGAAUAUGGUAAUGGUUUUUGUAUACACAGUGUUGCAUGUAAAUAAUCAUGAAGACAUUUUAUUAGUUUACCUGCAAUAAAUUUUCAAUAUCAUUAAUACAAAUCUUCUCUCUGUGCGGUAUUAGAGGAGAUAGGACCUUACUUGGAGUGGUCUAUGGGCUUCUUUAACUAAAUGUAGAAAAUUGAUAUCCUCUCCUGUGGUUCGUCUUCCAUAAUUAUGCUCAUUUUUAGAUCUUAGAGAGCAGUAAUGAAACAAAUAAGCAGUGGCAUCCACUGAGUAUUGUUACAAGGUACUGCAAUCAUUGUAUCUGAUUGGCUUAGAACACAUUACGCAGUGUGAAGAAUAAGAUCACUGAAUGAUUAGUCUUUUAAUGGAACGCUUCCACUGAAUAAUUAGGCUUUUAAUGGAACGCUUCCACUCUUGGUUUAUCUGUAUGUGCGCUGUCGUUUUCUCUUCGUAUGUUAAAUCAAUAGACUUCAGUAAUUCACGUGUUACCUUAUAAUCAAGAGUAUUCAUUUUUUUAUAUCAGAAGCGUAUCAGGGCCAUAGCAAGCCUCGAUCAGACGUGGGUAGUCGGAGUGUAAUUUUCUUAUGCAUGGAUGAAGAUUCCAAUUGUUGGUCGUCUUAUCACGACCAAGACGUAGGCAGUUUUGGUCGGAUCGAGUAUUAAGGGUCGGAAGAAGCUCGGUCGGAGGAUGCUAAGUCAGAGUAAGUUCGGAAGGAAGGCCUGAGUAGAGCCCGUCUGUACAGUGUAUUCAAUUAGUUAUCUAUACCAAUGUUUUGUUCGAGUCAUAUCUUUUUAAAAACAUAUUUCUUGUUAUCUUUGGCCCGCAUUCUGAAGUCAGGUUUUAUUUACUUAGACCAUGGUCUAACUCAGUGCUAAAAUUUUGGGAAGCCAAAAGUGUCAAUUUUUUUUUUAAGUUGUAUGUUUCUUAUGUUUACUAUGCUCUUGCCUGAUUCAUCGAUGGUGAAGACAAUCUUCUACUUAUACUUCCUAGACAAUUAUGAAUGAUUUGAGAGCCAAAUGAGCUGGAAUAUUAUAUCUCUACUGUUAGUGAUUUAGGUAACAAUUGGCUAUCCAUACUUAAACCACAACUUUAAACCUGAGUUUAAGUUAAACACGACUUCAGAAUACGGGCCUUUGUGUUUUGUUGUAAUGAUUUUAUAUAGGCCUACGAACUUGCUGAAAGACAGUCUAACUUCUUUUUAUUCCUUAUUGAAACUAAAUAAACAAACAAACAAACCCGACAAGGGACUGACGGUUUGUAAGCUAUGCUUCUAACAUUAGUUCCUUCUUUUUAAUCCUGAUUUGACAACGAUUCCAAUCUACAAAUGGUAUCGGCUUCAGUUCUUAUGAACUAUUCUCCCGGUGGGCCCUGCAAUUGAAAUCACAUACAUUUUUCUUAUUCUUACAAAAAGUAUGAUUUAUAUGAUUUUGUAGGUAAGGUAUAACAAAUAAAGGCAUAUUAAUCCGGAGUCUGACUCAAAAUUUACUUUAUUCAUAUUCUUAAAAAAUGGAACUGAAUACACAUUUCAAUUUCACACAGAUCAUGGUUCUGCUGGUGAUCGGUAAAUUCCUCCAUCUUUUCCAUAAUUGUAUAACAUUAAACGUCUACCUUGGAAGCUUCGCCCGGGAGCUUCGCUCACUCAUGGAGGUUUCGCAACGCGUAGAUGCAAUCGUCAGGCAACUGAUUAUUAUCCAAAGAUACGCCUAAAGCGCUAUCCACUUUUGUAAAGCUCGCAUAAAUU
Molecule: messenger RNA, 4593 nt
Organism: Lytechinus pictus (painted urchin)
Lineage: Eukaryota; Metazoa; Echinodermata; Echinoidea; Temnopleuroida; Toxopneustidae
Product: low-density lipoprotein receptor-related protein 4-like
Exons: 9
Coding region: 73-1611 (512 amino acids)
Source: RefSeq, a predicted model, not a curated record